Ornithodoros turicata is the source of this 1974-nucleotide messenger RNA. RefSeq names its product methylosome subunit pICln-like (gene icln). The record is from RefSeq and is a predicted model, not a curated record. The transcript has 7 exons. Bases 139 to 765 code for a protein of 208 amino acids. Gene Ontology annotation, biological process: chloride transport; mRNA cis splicing, via spliceosome; cell volume homeostasis. Gene Ontology annotation, cellular component: cytosol; methylosome; plasma membrane. NCBI's taxonomy places the organism in Eukaryota, Metazoa, Arthropoda, Arachnida, Ixodida, Argasidae.
GGCUAGAAUCGGCGUGCAUGAAUACGGUUCAUUUUAUUGUUGUCGCACGCACGGAAAUUAGCGGCAGCGUGUGUCAGUUGUACUUGUUGUCUGGCGCCUUCUUACCCAUUGCAUUUACUGCGCAUUUGGUUCAACAAAAUGGUUAUAUUAACCAGCUUUCCCCCGCCCGCUGAGGGGAUUCGACACCGUGAAGAAGCUACGGAAGCAUUCAUACAAAGCCGCCAGCUUGGAAAAGGCACUUUGUUUAUAGCUGAAAGCCGAUUAUCCUGGGUUGGCGAAAAUAACACCGGCUUUUCAUUGGAAUAUCCUUCGGUGGCACUGCAUGCUGUAUCCAGAGAUCUCACAUCUUUUCCACAAGAGUGCUUGUACUUGAUGAUAGACGGUGACUUGGAUGAAGCAGAGCCGUUGGCAAAUGAGAACAGUGACAAUGAAAACAAUACCGAUGACCCCAUCUCAUCAGAGAUUCGAUUUGUCCCAGAAAAUAAAUCAAGCCUGGAUGCCAUGUAUAAGGCGAUGUCGGAAUGCCAAGCGCUGCAUCCUGAUCCAACAGACUCCAUUUCUGAGGAAGAAGAAGGCUGCUACGAUGACGCGGAUGACGAUGAUGAGGAAGAUGAAGGAGCCGAAUAUGACGUAAGAGCAGCAGAACAGUCACGUGGCUUUGGCAAUGAAGAUGGAGAAGGAGACGGUGAAUGGGCGGCAAAUGGAAAGGCCCCCGACGAGCCAAUGGAAAUUGGGCAGUUCGACGAUGCUGAACCGGAACACUAAACUGCGGUCAUCUCAAAAACUUGUUUUUGUACUUUCGUUCCAUUACAUGUAUUUAUUCCUGUUGUAAACUGUUUCAGCGUUUCUUUAUCCAUUCUUUUUAUUUAAGGACAGUGACUGUGUUUGGACAUAAGAGCGCAACACAUUUGCGCUGAUCUAUAGAUAGAUAUCCACGUGGCAUUCAUUUUGUUACUGGGCCAGCUGCUGGCUUCUCAAUGUGAAAGGCAACUUACUAGGAGAGGGCAAGAAAGCGUACAAUUGCUUGUGUAUAGAAUCUGUUGAUAGAGUUGAUCUUGUUUCUUCUUACUGACCAAUUUGGUUAUUUGAGUACGCUGUGUUACCUAUUUCAUGACACACACACACACAUGAGGAAUGUCGUAUCCUUGCGUAGGAUUUCAACGUAAAAUUUUGUGAAGUCGCUGUGAGCAGUUGACCCAUGCAACCGAAGUUAUUACAGCAGAUGUCCAUUAAUUUGGUUCCAGUUAAUUUUUCGUUGAAGAUGACUGCAUGAAAAGCGACUGCACACUGCAUUACAUGCCUUAACAUUAGCAAAACAACAAAAUGGUUAUAUGCCUAGAGUACGCUGAAUGAAAUUGCUCUCAUGCGCAUACACCUUCAUGGCCGCAAUACGAAAUUACGCAGCGUCUCUAGCUCUGGAAUCCGAUUAUCAUCUCAAACGCAAAAUAUGCAGGAAAAAAAAAAAAUAAUAAUAAAGCUUGCAUCGAGAACCAAUAGAACAACACUUUCAAGCAUAGCAGUAAACAGUUACGCUUUUACUGUGCCAUGUUGCACUACUUCUACGUAGCUCAUCUUUACAUUUGUCUGUAUAUAUAUUGAGGUCUGUGCUGACCAGUGUGGCAUUUUUCAGCACUGUCGCUCGUGAUUAAAUAUUAAGAACGUGCUGCCCACAGGUACUCUGCAGAUUGUGUCGGAGAAAAAAACGACUGAGCAUGUUGUUACUCUCAUCAUUCCCUUUGCUCGCUUGGCUCUCAGGUAUGAAAAAAAGUGCAAGAAGAAGCAGAAUAGAGAGGUCAGGUCUGGGGCCCUGGUUGCAGUCCUGUACGGACCAGUGUCUUCUUCCCAGGAAAGCAACUGAUUGGGCACAGAAGUAGUGCAGGAUAACUUGAAAGACAUGGUCGCUUAUUUCGUAACUUUGGCACACUGUAUUAUACUUCCAUUGCAAACAUGACAAUAAACAAAGCUUCCACAGCA